Molecule: messenger RNA, 3525 nt
Organism: Ogataea philodendri
Lineage: Eukaryota; Fungi; Ascomycota; Pichiomycetes; Pichiales; Pichiaceae
Exons: 1
Coding region: 1-3525 (1174 amino acids)
Biological process (GO): pyruvate metabolic process; gluconeogenesis
Cellular component (GO): cytoplasm
Molecular function (GO): ATP binding; metal ion binding; pyruvate carboxylase activity
Source: RefSeq, a predicted model, not a curated record
AUGGCACAGGUGGAAGACCAUUCGUCGUUGCAUCAAUUACGCAAGAACUCGGAAAUCCUUUCCAAUGCCAACAAGAUCCUGGUAGCCAACAGAGGAGAAAUCCCAAUCAGAAUCUUUAGAUCUGCUCAUGAGCUGUCAAUGCAAACAGUCGCUAUCUAUUCCCAUGAAGAUAGAUUGUCGAUGCACAGACUCAAGGCGGACGAGGCCUAUGUGAUUGGCGCUAGAGGCCAAUACUCACCAGUGCAGGCCUAUUUGCAGAGCGACGAGAUCAUCAACAUCGCUUUGGAACAUGGUGUCUCCAUGAUCCACCCCGGCUACGGUUUCCUUUCUGAAAAUUCGGACUUUGCCCGCAAGGUCGAGGAAGCGGGCAUGAUUUGGGUGGGUCCACCCCACACAGUCAUCGACUCUGUCGGAGACAAGGUCAGUGCCAGAAACCUGGCUGGCAAGUGCAAUGUUCCUGUUGUUCCCGGAACAGAUGGCCCAAUCGACUCUGUUGACCAGGCUCAGGACUUUGUGGACAAAUACGGCUACCCGGUCAUCAUCAAGGCCGCCUUUGGUGGUGGAGGUCGUGGUAUGAGAGUCGUUCGUGAAGGUGAGGACAUUGCGGACGCUUUCAGCAGAGCAACCUCUGAGGCAAAGACCGCCUUUGGUAACGGUACCUGCUUUAUCGAACGGUUCUUGGACAAACCAAAGCACAUUGAGGUGCAACUUCUGGCCGAUAACUACGGAAACGUUAUCCAUUUGUUCGAAAGAGACUGUUCUGUUCAAAGAAGACACCAAAAGGUGGUUGAGAUUGCUCCUGCAAAGACCCUGCCAAUUGAGGUCAGAGACGCCAUUUUGACCGAUGCUGUUAAGCUGGCAAAGACUGCCAACUAUAGAAACGCAGGUACUGCUGAGUUUCUGGUUGAUGCAAAGAACAGACACUAUUUCAUUGAGAUCAACCCAAGAAUCCAGGUCGAACACACAAUCACUGAGGAAGUCACUGGUGUUGACAUUGUUGCUGCUCAGAUCCAGAUUGCUGCUGGUGCUUCUUUGCAACAACUUGGUCUGUUGCAGGACAAGAUCACCACCAGAGGUUUUGCAAUCCAGUGCAGAAUCACUACCGAAGACCCAGCCAAGAACUUCCAGCCAGACACUGGUAAGAUCGAGGUUUACAGAUCUUCUGGUGGUAACGGUGUGAGAUUGGACGGUGGUAACGGUUUUGCCGGUGCCAUUAUCUCUCCCCACUACGACUCCAUGUUGGUCAAGUGUUCCACUUCUGGUUCGAACUACGAGAUUGCCAGAAGAAAGAUGAUUAGAUCUUUGGUCGAGUUCAGAAUUAGAGGUGUCAAGACCAACAUUCCGUUCUUGCUUGCUCUGUUGACCCACCCAACGUUCGUUUCUGGUGACUGUUGGACCACUUUUAUCGACGACACCCCAUCGUUGUUCGAGAUGGUUCAAUCCAAGAACAGAGCUCAAAAGCUGUUGUCGUACCUUGCCGACCUCUGUGUCAAUGGAUCCUCGAUCAAGGGUCAAAUUGGCCUGCCAAAGCUGAACAGAGAGGCCGAUAUCCCAGUCGUCCACGACGUGAACGGCUGGGAGAUCGACGUCAAGUCGACUCCUCCAGAAUCUUUCAGACAAUACUUGCUGGACUACGGUCCACAGAGAUUUGCCGACCAGAUCAGAGCCUUUGACGGUUGUAUGAUCAUGGACACUACUUGGAGAGACGCCCACCAGUCUCUGCUUGCCACUAGAGUCAGAACCAUAGACCUUUUGAACAUCGCCCCAACCACCGCUCAUGCCUUGAGGUACGCAUUUGCCUUGGAGUGUUGGGGAGGUGCCACUUUCGACGUUGCCAUGCGUUUCUUGCACGAGGACCCAUGGGAUAGACUGAGAAAGCUUAGAAAAGCCGUUCCAAACAUUCCUUUCCAGAUGCUGCUGAGAGGAGCCAACGGAGUGGCUUACUCUUCUCUGCCUGACAAUGCUAUUGACCAUUUCGUUAAGCAGGCCAAGGAAGCUGGUGUUGACAUCUUCAGAGUUUUCGAUGCUCUGAACGACUUGGAGCAGUUGAAGGUUGGUGUUGACGCUGUCAAGAAGGCCGGUGCCGUUGUCGAGGCCACCAUUUGUUAUUCAGGAGACAUGUUGAAGCCAGGUAAGAAGUACAACCUCAAGUACUACCUGGAGACCGUUGAUAAGAUCAUGGAGAUGGGCACCCACUUGUUGGGUAUCAAGGACAUGGCCGGUACUUUGAAGCCUGCUGCUGCCAAACUGUUGAUCAGUAACAUCAGAAAGAAGUACCCAUCUGUUCCUAUCCAUGUUCACACGCACGACUCUGCCGGUACCGGUGUGAUCACCUACGUUGCCUGUGCACUUGCCGGUGCCGACAUCGUCGAUUGUGCUGUCAACUCCAUGUCUGGACUGACUUCCCAGCCUUCUAUGAGUGCCUUUAUUGCCGCUUUGGACAGGGAGAUCAAUACUGGUAUCACCGAGGAGAGCGCCAGAGAGCUCGACGCUUACUGGUCUGAGAUGAGACUGCUGUACUCGUGUUUCGAGGCCGACCUCAAGGGUCCAGACCCAGAGGUGUACAACCACGAGAUUCCGGGUGGUCAGUUGACCAACUUGCUGUUCCAGGCCCAACAGGUUGGUUUGGGCGAGCAAUGGCUAGAGACCAAGAAGGCGUACGAGGACGCCAACAUGCUUUUGGGCGACAUUGUCAAGGUGACUCCAACUUCGAAGGUUGUUGGAGACCUUGCUCAGUUCAUGGUUUCCAACAAGCUGACUUCCAAAGACGUGGAGAGACUGGCUUCCGAGUUGGACUUCCCCGACUCUGUUCUGGACUUCUUUGAAGGACUGAUGGGCACUCCGUACGGAGGAUUCCCAGAGCCAUUGAGAACCAACAUUCUUGCUGGAAAGAGAAGAAAGCUGACCCGCAGACCAGGUUUGGAGCUCGAGCCAUUCGACCUCAAGAAGAUCAAGGAGGACUUGCAGUCGAGAUUCGGCUCCUCGAUCACCGAGUUUGACGUUGCCUCGUACAACAUGUACCCUAAGGUGUUUGAGGCGUUCAAGAAGAACCAGGAGAAGUACGGCGAUCUUUCUGUGCUGCCAACGAGAUUCUUCCUUGCUCCACCAAAGAUUGAGGAGGAGAUCACUGUUGAGAUCGAGCAAGGAAAGACGUUUGUGAUCAAGGUGAUGGCAGUUGGAGAUCUUUCUCCACAAACCGGAACCAGAGAGGUUUACUUCGAGUUCAACGGUGAGAUGAGAAAGGUCACUGUUGAGGACAAGCUUGCUGCUGUGGAGACGGUGACCCGUCCAAAGGCGGACGCUCACAACCCGAACGAGGUUGGAGCCCCAAUGGCCGGAGUGGUGAUCGAGGUGCGUGUGCACAACGGCGGCGAGGUCAAGAAGGGCGACCCGGUGUGUGUUUUGAGCGCCAUGAAGAUGGAAAUGGUGAUCAGCUCGCCGGUUUCGGGAAAGAUCUCCGAGGUGACGGUCAACGAGAACGAUAGUGUUGAUGCUGGCGACCUGAUCUGCAAGAUUGUGAAAUAA